AGUCAAGUUCUCGGUCCAGUUCGGAGGCCAGAGUCGUACACUAACGUGGGAGGGAUUUGCCUUCCUGCCACCUCGAGAGCGCCACGGCCUGCAGAGUCGGGGGGCCGCAGCUCAGCGUUUAAGAGCGCGGCGCACCCCGUUCCAGGAGACGCGAGAGGAGGGAGCGGGAGAGACCCACGUGACCUCCGCCUGAGCAGGUGAGACUGCUUUGCAGGAAACACCUGCCAAAUGCUGUAGAAAACAGCUAGGGGUACCGGAAGCAUGGCCACUUCCCGGUCGUCGGCCCCCUUCAGCGGGGUCUAAGCCUUCGUCUCCCAUCCCAACACGUCUAAGGCAGUGACUGGAAAAUUCCAGAAAGCACAUUCCGAGAAGAACUCGGGGCGAAAGCGGGUGUGGGGACCCAAACGCUGCAUAAUUGCUCUCGGCGAGCCCAUUAGGACUUGCUCGGGGAAACUACAACUCCCAUGAAGCCUUUCCCGCCCUCUCGGUUUCCGGUGCCGCGUAGUUUCCGGAGCGGAUUGCAACCUGGAGUCCGGAUCCGAUCCCGGUCUGCACAUUCCAAAGGUUUCGGGAUGGCCGAGGAGGGCAGCGACGAAGCCAUGUUUAUCUGGUGUGAAGACUGUGGUCAAUACCAUGAUUCAGAAUGUCCAGAGUUGGGUCCAGUGGUCAUGGUCAAGGACUCUUUUGUAUUGAGCAGGGCAAGGUCGUCUCUUCCCUCGAACCUGGAGAUCAAGCCCUUGGGAGACGGCACCGAAGGCGUUUUCGCCAUAACCCAGCUCGUCAAGCGCACACAGUUUGGUCCGUUUGAGUCUAGGAGAGUCGCCAAGUGGGAGAAGGAGUCGGCUUUCCCCCUGAAGGUCUUCCAGAAGGACGGGCACUCGGUUUGUUUCGACACCUCCAACGAGGAUGACUGCAACUGGAUGAUGAUGGUGAGGCCGGCAGUAGACUACGAGCAUCAGAACUUGACGGCCUUCCAACACGACAAUGACAUUUACUUCACUACCUCCCGGGACAUUCCUCCAGGCACCGAGUUGCGAGUGUGGUAUGCCGCUUUUUAUGCCAAAAAAAUGGAGAAGCCAGUGUUGAAGCAGGUCUCCAAUAUUGUGCAUGAACACGCUUUGGGUGCCCUGGAGCACGUCAGAGGCCUGCCUCCAGGCAGCCACAAGGAAGGCUCUCCAGAGAAGGAAGUCGAGGCGCCUCCCAAGGACGCCCCUGCGGUGUGUGAGAGCGGCAGUGGCAGCCGAGAGCCCAAGAGGAAGCCCCGCAGAGGCAAGAAGUGCAGGAGCGCCAAAGGCGAGCAGCCUGUCAUCAUCGCCGAGGAGAAGGAGGCGGCAGUAGAUCAAGUGGCUGAAAUUAUAACAGAAAUCCCGCCUGAUGAAGACCUUAGCGCAACUACAGAGGAGCGGAUUAUGGAACUUGUUUUAGGAAAGCUGCCACCAAGCACCACAAAAGAUAACAGCGAAAGUAAAAUCCCAAAGUUUGCGCACCACCAGAGCUCUCUGGCGCUCAAGAGGAGCCUCAUCCUGUCCGGCAGGCACGGCAUCCGCAGGAAGCUCAUCAAGCAGCUCGGGGAGCACAAGCGCGUCUACCAGUGCAACAUCUGCAGCAAGAUCUUCCAGAACAGCAGCAACCUGAGCCGGCACGUGCGCUCCCACGGUGACAAGCUGUUCAAGUGUGAAGAGUGCGCGAAGCUGUUCAGCCGAAAGGAGAGCCUCAAGCAGCACGUGUCGUACAAGCACAGCAGGAACGAGAUUGAUAGUGAAUACAGGUACAGGUGUGGGACGUGUGAGAAGUCCUUUCGGAUAGAGAGCGCCCUGGAAUUUCACAACUGCAGGACAGAUGAGAAGACAUUCCAAUGUGAGAUGUGUUUCCGAUUCUUUUCUACCAAUAGUAACCUCUCCAAACAUAAGAAGAAACAUGGCGAUAAAAAGUUUGCUUGUGAGGUAUGCAAUAAAAUGUUCUAUCGAAAGGAUGUUAUGCUGGAUCACCAAAGGAGACACUUGGAAGGAGUCAGACGUGUGAAGAGAGAAGAGUUCGAGGCCAGUGGCGAGACUGUGGUGCGCUAUAAGAAGGAGCCCUCGGGAUGCCCCGUGUGUGGAAAGGUGUUUUCCUGUAGAAGUAAUAUGAAUAAACAUCUCUUGACCCAUGGAGAUAAGAAGUACACUUGUGAGAUCUGUGGACGCAAAUUCUUCCGGGUAGAUGUGCUUAGGGAUCACAUUCAUGUCCAUUUUAAGGACAUCGCCCUGAUGGACGACCACCAGAGGGAGGAGUUCAUCGGUAAAAUCGGGAUUUCGUCCGAGGAAAACGACAACUCCGACGAAAGUGCCGAUUCGGAGCCGCACAAGUACAGCUGCAAAAGGUGCCAGCUCACAUUUGGCAGAGGAAAAGAAUACCUCAAGCACAUCAUGGAGGUGCACAAGGAGAAAGGCUAUGGCUGUAGCAUCUGCAACCGGCGGUUUGCCCUGAAAGCGACUUACCACGCGCACAUGGUUAUUCACCGGGAGAACCUGCCCGACCCCAACGUGCAGAAGUACAUCCACCCGUGUGAAAUCUGUGGCCGGAUCUUCAAUAGCAUAGGAAACCUGGAGCGCCACAAGCUCAUCCACACAGGUGUAAAGAGUCACGCGUGUGAGCAGUGCGGCAAAUCCUUUGCCAGAAAAGACAUGCUUAAAGAACACAUGAGAGUGCACGACAACAUCCGGGAGUACUUGUGUGCGGAGUGUGGAAAAGGCAUGAAAACCAAACACGCUCUUCGCCAUCACAUGAAGCUCCAUAAAGGCAUCAAGGAGUACGAGUGCAAGGAGUGCCACAGGAAAUUCGCUCAGAAGGUCAACAUGCUGAAGCACUACAAAAGGCACACAGGGAUUAAAGAUUUCAUGUGUGAGUUGUGUGGAAAGACUUUUAGUGAAAGAAAUACAAUGGAGACCCACAAACUCAUUCACACAGUGGGAAAACAGUGGACCUGCUCUGUGUGUGACAAAAAGUAUGUCACAGAGUAUAUGCUUCAAAAACACAUUCAGCUAACUCAUGACAAAGUAGAAGCUCAGAGUUGUCAGCUAUGUGGAACAAAAGUUUCAACCAGGGCUUCAAUGAGUCGGCACAUGAGGCGCAAGCAUCCAGAGGUCCUCUCAGUCAGGAUUGAUGACUUGGAUCACCUCCCAGAAACAACCACCAUUGAUGCCUCUUCCAUUGGUAUAGUUCAGCCUGAACUUGCUUUGGAACAGGGAGAAUUACCAGAAGGGAAGCAUAUCAAAGUGGCCAAACGAAGUCACAAACGAAAGCAAAAGCCGGAUGAAGAGGAAGACGCGCUGGUGUCCGAGGAUCCCGCGUUCAGCGACUACACAGAAAAGGAAGCGGAAUUCACGGGCAACGUGGGCGACGAGACCAACUCCGCUGUCCAGAGCAUUCAGCAGGUGGUGGUGACGCUGGGGGACCCGAGCGUCACGGCGCCGUCCAGUUCGGUCGGGCUGACCAACAUCACCGUGACCCCCAUCACCACGGCGGCCGGCACCCAGUUCACCAAUCUCCAGCCCGUGGCGGUCGGCCACCUCACCGCCCCGGAACGCCAGCUGCAGCUGGACAACUCUAUUCUGACGGUGACCUUCGACACGGUCAGCGGGUCGGCCAUGCUGCACAACCGCCCGAACGACAUCCAGCUGCACGCCCAGGCCGAGGCCUCCAACCCCCAGUCCGUGGCGCACUUCAUCAACCUCACCACCCUGGUCAAUUCCAUCACGCCGCUGGGCAGCCAGCUGGCCGAGCAGCCGCCGCUGAGCUGGAGGGCCGUGCCGCAGGCCGACGUCCUGCAGCCCCCGCAGCCCCCGCAGGGAGCGCCGCCGCCGCCCGGGCAGCCGCAGGUGCAGGCCGCGGAGCCGCCGCCGCAGCAGCAGAUGUACAGCUACUGAGCUGCGCUGUGGAGGCGUCCGCGAGGACUCUGAGGAAUAAAACCCUUUUGAACCCGAGACCUGUCGUGUCCUGAAGCAAGGCCUGAGAGGUCCCGCGGGGGACGGCGUCCAGACUGCGCCACCUCGUCCAGUCCCGCCGGCGCCAAAGACGGGAGAGGCGGCGCUCGGGCCGCCGCGCGGGCACGGUACGAGGCGAAGAAGCCAAAAAUGCGAGCCGGGCUGUUGUCUUCCUACUCCAACAAAAGGACUCGUUUGGGGGGGACGAGAAAUCGCUCACACUAAAGGGCACUUUAGCUCCUUUUCAGACCUGCCACCUCACGCAGCGCGGGCUCAAAACGUGUUCGGGACGAAAAGGAGACUCGAACGGGAGAGAAACUUGCUUUGCGAGUAUAAACAUCGGGCCAGUUUCCUUCGUGUUGGAAGCCAAUAAAGUACACAAACAGGAAUACUGUCCCUUUAAAUUUGAUUUCACUGGGCUUGCCACCACGUACCAACAUCAACUGUGGAAUGGCGCACUUAGGGACCUUUUCUUUGGUCUUCCGUCUUGGAGUCAACACUGUGUGUGGGCUCCAAGGCAGAAGAGUGGUCAGGGCUAGGCAAGGGGGGUCAAGUGACUUGUCCAGGGUCACCCAGCUAGGAAGUGUCCAAGGCCAGAUUUGAACCCAGGACCUCCCGUCUCCAAGCCUGGCUCUCCAUCCGCUGAGCUACCCAGCUGCCCCCUUAAUGCCUUCUCAAGCAGUGUUUUAAGGUGGAAGGUGGUCACAGUGAACAAAUCUAUAAUGUGAAUGUUCUCCCUUCUCCCAUCAAGAUUAUCUUCUGUAACGUGCCGUUUUCCUGCUUUUUCCUUUCAUUUUUGUUUCUGGAAAGACGCUCCGUUCGGGAGCCUGUCUGGUCUGUGUGGUCUUUCUGAACCUCAUAAAGUCAUUUGCACUGAAAAGCUAUCCAUGGCCCCGUGCACCCAGCUAUUGGGGUGUUGGGGGACUUUUCUGUGCUAUGAAAAAGCAAAUCUAAACACUGUCACCCCUCAGGAUCCAGAAGUCUGUUCUUGGACUGCCAGCAGCAGGGAAGGACCAUGAGAACAGCCACAUGGGGCUCUUCCGUUUAUACUUGAGCUUCAACAGUUAAAUCUUGUUAGCGAUGACAAGAGGGAACGGCCAUAGCGAUUCACGUCUGUAAUGGGAAUGUGACCGGGGCCUUCAUCGGGGUGCUCGUGCUCCCUUGCAAGAGACGCCUUUACCGCGUCUACAUACGACAUCGGUGUGGCGUCGCCUAGAGAAGCACGCGCCGAAAUGAGACGAUGACUCAUCCACGGAUCCUCCCCCGUGCUAUGUCCAUCCGCUGCUGUGGCCAGGAGUCCCUCAAAACAAGUGUCGUAAGGAGAACGUUUUCCCCAAAUCUGGCUUUUCUGACAUCCCCAAAUUCUGUUCGAGGAAAAUUCAACAUCUGUAGCUUGUAACUGCUGUGUCUGAUGUACGUGUUUACGGUGUCCACCUUGAAGAAGCAGACUUUAGGCGAUUCGCGAUGAGGAAGACCCCGUGUUGAUGCUGUUCUCGGCACGAAGGCUUCCUGUAAGAAUUCCUCUUUGGCAGCGUUUAGCAUUAAUCAAAACGGUAGAAUUUUCCAGACAGUUGAUGAUUUGCUUUGUGGAAUGUGCAAUUUUCAUAAAAUAGGGAUCCUCUUCCAACACAGCAUCCAGACCUUUAAAGGGACCUUCAGAGAUUCAUCCUGUUCCUACAUUCUCUCACCAACUGUGUUGAAUUGCUCCAAAACCUCAUCACUUGUAACUCAAACAAAACCGAGGAUGUCAUACCAGUACCCUACAAGUAUAAGGGAAAAUCCAUAGGUCAAACAAUAUAUUUUGCUACUAGAGUCCACCAGGAGUCCAAGGUCCCAAGGGAAAAAAUGGCAAUGGCAGGCACUUUUCCUUUUCCAUGCUGUUUUUUCAUCAGUGCAUAUGUAGAUGUGUGCAAACAUAGGCAUUUUAUAGCAAAGCUACCCCAUACUGUAAGCACAGUUAAAUUCGUUAAAUUGGGUCCCAGCACAGGGAGUUUGGGAUUUUAGGCCGUUGGGAUUUUUUAGACCUCCAGGAUUCUUGAGUAAAGGAAAAUCACUGACAAUAACCUGCUUUUUCAAAAUGGCCGAGGAAGAAGAAAAAUAGGUUGGCUCCUCAUUGAAAUAACCCCAAAGAACAGGCUUUUUCAUCUUCCUCAUGAGAUGGACUUUUAAGUCGCCACCUUCACUUUUCCAAGGAAGUUUGUCUGUGCCUGGAAUAUCGUACGGUUUGAACGAGCCCAAUGUAGAUUGUGUGGCCAUGCUAUGCCUCCCCUGGUUUUUUUAAGGCUGUAAAGCCUAUUUUGAUGCAUGAGGACUCCAAGUAAUAGUUGUUGUUUCCUUUCGAAGUACAAAACUGUACUUUGACUUAGAGGUCGAUACUUGAGGCAAAAUGGAUCGUAGAUAUGUUUGUGAAUUUGCAUAUCAGAAAGUGGAAAGCAAGGAGUACUGCUCAGCCAGAAGCGAUUCGCUGGACGUUGUUCCGUGUAUAUAGGAUGUUUAUUGACAAAAGUAUUCUAUUUAAUUUUUGGAAAACAUUCCAUGGUGCGCAGACCUAGCUGCAAAGACAAACUUAGCUCGACGUUGUGUGCUCAUCGAGUCCUGUGAGAACAUCUUCGUUAUGAAUUGUCGUUGAGGACCUGGUGUUGCCUGCAGAUGCCCCAAGAUGACGUCUAUAUGGGUGUAUGCAACGUGGCCGUGUAAACCGUAGGAAACGUAACACAGGGUACACGACUCAUUGUUCAUAUUGAUUACGUGCUGCAUGUUGAAAGGUGAAGACAAGGGAUGACUCCCCAAAACCAUGCUGUGUGUUCUUUUCUCUCAGGAAAAUGUUCUGUAUUAAGUGCCAUUACACUGUACCUAAUAUUAAACUAUUUUGGAGAACUCCA
Molecule: messenger RNA, 6844 nt
Organism: Monodelphis domestica (gray short-tailed opossum)
Lineage: Eukaryota; Metazoa; Chordata; Mammalia; Didelphimorphia; Didelphidae
Gene: PRDM15
Product: PR/SET domain 15
Biological process (GO): regulation of transcription by RNA polymerase II
Molecular function (GO): RNA polymerase II cis-regulatory region sequence-specific DNA binding; protein binding; DNA-binding transcription factor activity, RNA polymerase II-specific
Source: RefSeq, a predicted model, not a curated record